Arabidopsis lyrata subsp. lyrata is the source of this 1270-nucleotide messenger RNA. Its product is annotated as E3 ubiquitin ligase BIG BROTHER-related. The transcript has a single exon. Gene Ontology annotation, biological process: protein ubiquitination; negative regulation of organ growth. NCBI's taxonomy places the organism in Eukaryota, Viridiplantae, Streptophyta, Magnoliopsida, Brassicales, Brassicaceae. Gene Ontology annotation, molecular function: ubiquitin-protein transferase activity; ubiquitin conjugating enzyme binding. The coding region runs from base 464 to 1099 and encodes 211 amino acids. The record is from RefSeq and is a predicted model, not a curated record.
UACCACCAAACUGUAUUGUUUUAAUUUUUAUAAAUAAUAUAUAUAGUACACGGGAUUUAGUACAUAAAAACAAAGUUUAAUGUGAUUGUCUAUUAGGCUGGUUAUACACAAGUGUUUCUUUAUAUAUAGAGGAAUAUGUCACGCAAUACUCAGAAAUGCUCUUUUGGUAGAGGCAGUAGAUUGUCGUCCAAGAUAUGACUUUUCUUUCUUGCAGACCCAAAGUUAAGGGAAAAUGCAGACCUGAUUGGUAAUUUAAAAACUUAUGCAUUAUUUUGCUUAUAACAGCGAAAAAGGAUACCCUAGCUAACUUCCCCAUGUUUCUUUUGUAUUACUUUGUACGGAAGCUGUCCACAAUAUUCAUUUCUUGUUGCUUAAGUAACCUCUUUGACAUGAAAGCCCAUUCUCAUAUAAAAUUCCGGAGCACGGCUUCCUAACCACAACACAACCAGCUUCUUCUUCUCUAAUGGAUAAUCAAGGAGAAGAGCCUAAGCAGCCUCCAAACAAACUUCCCGAUCUAACCCUCUUCGAGCAAGCAAAUUCUGAAGUUGCUCUUGCUGCCUCCCAAGCUAAUUCCCAAUUUGCCCCUUCUAAUCAUGACUCGGCCUCUUCAAGGCUUUCAAUGAUAGAAAGUGAUGAAGAAUCUGAAGAUGAAGAUGAAGAAGAAGAAAGCAAUGAGAACUACUACGAGUAUUUCGAUAGCAAUGGAUUUGGAGAAGAUGAAGACGAAAUCAAUGAGUUUCUUGAAGAUCAAGAAAGCAACUCCAACAUUGAGGAUGAUUUCUUGGAGGAAGAAGAUGAGGUUGACCCCGACCAGUUGUCUUACGAGGAGCUGAUUGCACUUGGAGAUUUCAUCGGAGUCGAAAAACGUGGCAUGAAUCCAAGCGAAAUCUCCACGUGUUUGAACGCAUCUACCUACAUAUUUUCUCAUAACAAAAACGAGAUUGAUCGUUGUGUGGUUUGCCAAAUGGAGUUUGAAGAAAGAGAAUCUUUGGUCGUUCUCCGACCUUGUGACCAUCCAUACCACUCUGAAUGUAUAACCAAAUGGCUUGAGACGAAGAAGAUUUGUCCCAUUUGUUGUUCUGACCCAUCUGUGAGCUGAAAUCUCAAAAAUAUUAAUUUAAUUAUCAAUUUUAUUUUUAAAUGAAAAUUGAAACCCACGUCGCGCGCCACAGAUUAAAUGGUAAAAAGCAAGUGCCUAAUUCAGGUUGUAAAUGGGCACCAAAUUCUAUUUUUAAGGGAAAAUUACAAAAAUAAAACCCUAAUUAUAUCA